AUUGGUGCCUACAAAUACAAAAGAAAACACAAUACCAUUUCAUGGAUUUCAAAAACAGAACUCACAAAACAUGCAAUUAAGAUUAGCACAGAAGAGAGAAGUGAGAUUUUUCUGUCAGUGCUCCAUGAAUUUUAAUCAAAGAAUGUAUGCAAUUGUAGAAUUUUCAGAGGAGGGAACAUGUGAAAUGGUGCCAGAUAUCUGGUUGUUUAUGAAGGAUGAGGUACAAUACUGUUACUGGCCACCAAUGAAUGCAACAAAAAAAGUACAAAAGAUUGAAUUGCCCGAUAAAGAAAAUUGGGCCAAGCACAGGGUCAGGGUGUUUGCUAAAACAGAUGACUAUGAAAGAGCUAAACAGUGGUCGAAAAAAGCAGCUGUGCAAUCUUCACUUGAGAGCUGUGAUGACUCCCCAAAAGGAAAAGACGACCAGUGUGUCUCAGCAGCUCUGAUGAAGACACAUCAUUUAUGCCUCGUUGGAGGUCCAAACCCUGGGGAGAACACCCGGCGGGUAAUGCGGGCAGUGGCCUCCUACGGCGUUUGGAAGGAAUUCAGCCUAAAGGGGAAAAAAGUAAAGAGACCACUCCAAAACCUGAUUAUCAUGAAAAUCUUAAUAAAGGCAGUGAUGAGGUCCAAUCCUGGGAUCCAGCAAGCCAAAGUGGAAGACAUUGUAGCAGACACAUUAAAACAUACUCCAGCAAGGUGUCAGAAUAGUGUCUUCUAAAUCAGCAAGUUAGGAGUUACCUGUAGCCUAAAGAUGUUUUUUGAAUAAG
Molecule: messenger RNA, 767 nt
Organism: Carassius auratus (goldfish)
Lineage: Eukaryota; Metazoa; Chordata; Actinopteri; Cypriniformes; Cyprinidae
Exons: 7
Coding region: 71-718 (215 amino acids)
Source: RefSeq, a predicted model, not a curated record